UAAUUUAGUUGUCUGUAACCUCUUUCUUUCUGGUAUUUACGAUUCUUUGGGGGCAAUUACGCCAAGGGAAACUACUCUUACAUAAAUAUGGCUUCCAGCACAUGCGACGAAGAAAACUCAAAAUCAAAUGUACUCCCUGCUUCCGUUUCGGAAGACAUUGAAAUUAUUUAUGACCAUCCAAGCGCUAAAGCCGCUUCCAGGUGUUGGAAGCUCUUUGGUUUUUAUAAGGUAAAGCCGGGAAAGCCGUCUUCAGAUACGUUGGACAUGAGUACAGCUGUUUGCAAAAUAUGUCGCAAGACAUACGCAAAUAAAGCUAAUACAUCAAACUUCCUGAACCACAUUGCCACAAUGCAUCCGGACCACUCUGCUGCAUGUCGGUCAGGCGGUAAAAAGGACAAACAACUUGUGCAACCUAAAUUGUCGUUUGAAAAGCCAAACCGUUCUGUUGAGAGGACGAAAGCAUUGGACGAUGCAGUCAUGAAACUCAUAGUAGGGAAAGUGUUACCUGUCAGCCUUGUAGACAAUGAGUAUUUUAAGCAGUUUGUUGGUCUUCUGGAUCCAAAGUACAAAUUACCAAGUCGGAGAGACCUUGUACGUGGUUUAGAGAAGAAGCAGGAUGAAAUGAAAGCAAAAAUUAGUGAGGACAUCAAAGAUAGUACCAGUAUUGCUAUAACUCAUGAUGGAUGGACAAGUUUAAAUACAGAAAGCUAUAACACAACAACUGCACAUUUUCUUGACAAAGACUGGAACAUGAAAACUGCUAUUCUUGGGACUAAAAAGAUGGAAGGGUCACAUACCUCUGAAAAUAUAGCAGAGUCACUUAUGACGACAAAGAAUGAGUGGAAGCUGCCAACGGUUGUAGCCACCACCGACAAUGCAGCUAAUGAAAAAAAGGCAUUUCAGAUCUUAAAGUGGGAACGAUUUGGGUGUUAUGGUCACAGAAUCAAUUUAAUUGUUAGAAAUGCACUUGAAGUGCCAGAAAUCAGGAAAAUUCUUGCAAAAUCAAGGAAAUUAGUUACUUUCUUCCAUUCUUCCUCAUCUUGCACAGAAAAGCUUUAUUCAAAACAGAAACUUUUGUUGCCACCCCAAAAAGCUGACCAUAAACUGCAAAUGGAUGUGGUAACACGAUGGAAUUCCACUCUUGACAUGCUAGUUAGAUUACUAGAAAUUAUGCCAGCUAUAAUGGCCUUAGCAAAUGAUGAAACAAUAAGCAAAGCAGCUAGUACAACAAUAAAAAAUUGUGCUUUUAAUUUUGAUGAAAUUGAAAAUGCUGAGCAAGUAGUUGCUUUGUUACAGCCCUUUAAGAAAGCGACAGAAAUUCUAUGUGCAGAACUAGUGCCCACCAUGCACAAAGUUCUACCUGUUGUUCUAAAGCUCUCACGAGCUGUGGAAAUAAAUGAAAAUGAUUUGCCAUUGAUCAAGGCACUUAAGACAAAAAUGUCAAGUGAACUUACUAAAAGGACUGAGAUUGAAGAAAUAGCUCUAGCUGCUUGCGUCUUACAUCCCUACCGAAAGGAGUUUGACUUUAUGCCAGAAAUGAGACAAGAAGCACAUGAUUUGCUCAAAAGACUAGCCUAUAGUAUAAAUGUUUUUUGUUAAAUGUGAGAAAGGGGAAGAAGGGUCAGAUGAGAAUAACAAUGAUCCCAUUCUUCCUGACCUUCCAGCUCUCCCGACAGAGGAAGUUGAGAAUGAGCCUCCUGCAAAGAAAGCCAGAGCAGCAGAUGAUGAUGACUGGCUUGACGAUGUUAUCUGCACUGGUGAAUCAUAUGCAAAGAAGAGGAUCUUGUAGCUAAAGAACUCACUAUGUAUUUUGACUUGAAAAUUAAUGAGGGUCAAACUGUUUUACAAUGGUGGAAAGAAAAUGAACAGUUUUUUCCUAUUCUAUCAAAACUUGCUAGGAAAUAUUUAUGUGUUCAGGCAUCAUCAGUUCCAUCUGAGCGUGUGUUUAGCUUAGCAGGGCAUCUUGUUAACAAAAAAAGAUGUAGAAUGAGUCCAGGAAAUGUAGACAUGCUCAUUUUUCUCAAUAAAAACUUAAAAGAAUAUCGGUAAAGUCACUAAAAUGCAAGAGGCUGAGCAAAAAAGACUACUUUGAAUAGAGAUUUACCCUAAGCCUUCUGUACGCAAGGGAAUCAAUCUAAUUAUAUGGUGAAUUUGUUGAGUGAACACCGUUUCUUAAUCCUAAUCCUGUCCCUGUUAUAUCAGUGCAAAGGAAAAGUAACCUAUCUAUGAUAAAUGCCAUGUAUGAUUACACAGUUAUGCAUCUAACAGUCUUGAAAUCAAUUUCUUCGAUUUUCUCAUAUUUCUAGAUAUUUUUCCCAUACUUUGACGCAUAUGUAUGGGUAGUUGAGAUUGUUCUCUUUCCAGCAGUAGCCUGUUCAACAUAUUUCACCUUGUGAAAUUCUGUGGGUUUUGACUUUUUAAAAAAAAUCGUCUGUUUGUUGACAAAUUUCACCACAUAAAAUGUCCUACUUUCCCCAGGGCAAUCAAUUAUUUGAUCUUUACAUAGUUUUGCAUUCAGGUUGCUAAUUCAUGUGGCAAGUAGGCAUGCUUUUUUCAUGAUUAGAGGUAAAAAGUGGGUAGUUUGCAUGAGGUACUAGGUCAAUUGUCACCUAAGCCUAUCAUAAAGUCUUUGCGGAGUUGUCUCCAUUUUUUCCAAAUAUUUCAUCCGGGAUCAUUUUUUUCAGCUCAAAUAGCUCUUUUUCAGGAAAUGAUAUUUUAAUAAUUUUUUCAGUCCUCGUAUUCUGAUGCAGUUAACUUCACAUACAUAUAAUAUAGAUAGCUCCUACGUAAAGUUUGUAUUUUCAG
Molecule: messenger RNA, 2805 nt
Organism: Mercenaria mercenaria
Lineage: Eukaryota; Metazoa; Mollusca; Bivalvia; Venerida; Veneridae
Product: E3 SUMO-protein ligase ZBED1-like
Exons: 3
Coding region: 88-1599 (503 amino acids)
Molecular function (GO): DNA binding
Source: RefSeq, a predicted model, not a curated record